AUGAUCCACAUAUUAACAAUAAUGGGCGUUUACUGCGUACCUCACUCAGGCCUCACUUGGGUGAUUUCUACUGCCCUAGUCGCCUGCUAUAACGGGAAGACUCUAUCAGCCUUUGAUGCUGUCAAUUCCCACCGCUACGCUUAUCCCACCGGCCUGCUGAACGUUCUCACCACGCCUCUCACGCUUUUGGACCCUCCAGCGCCAUCACUGGUAUACUUGCUCCCACGCUCAAGCUUCAACAUGGGUCGCAAGUGUUCUAAACUCUCUACCGUCAGCAAAGUCAAGGAGGCCGUCGUGCAAUCCAGUGGUAAUCUCAAGACUCUGCGCUCCAACCUUACAAAGUUGGAGCAGGUCCAGAGUCAGCUAGCUGACAAUGCUACUGCAAGACAGCUCCUUGCUGAGGCAGCGCUUGAGGCGGGCACUGUGAACAAUGCAAGUGCUGACACCCAGUACCCGGACUACGCUGACAUGGACUUUAAUAUGGAUCAAGAAGAAGACUACAUAGACGAGGAGGAUGGGCCACAGGAGGAGGAAGACGAGAGAGCAUCAGAAGGCAAUGGUGGAUACGAGGGCUCAGCAGUUGAUGCUGCACGAGCUCGUGUCAUAUAUUGUUUUCAAGGUAGACAUCACCACCGCUGGCCACCACGCAGUCGACUUCAGCGUAACCGGCAAUGUCACAGCGCAUGGACGUCGCAAAUGCCAGCCCUCAUUGCAGGCUACUUGCGCUGGAAGCAUCGCAAAGCCAUACCCAUACCCAAUGUUGAAGCUGGAAUGUUCAAGUUCGAUGUCAGCACAGUUGAUAUUCUAGUGUCCACACCUUUGAUAUCCGCCUGGCACAAACCAUCCUUCAGUGUACAGGCCAUGGUCAAAGUAUUAUGUGCCCUUCACAAUCGCUCAUAUUUUCAAGCGCUGCGGGAUCAAUUCGCAAUUGCUUUUGAUGCAUAUCUCGACAUUUUACGGCGCGUUCAAGAAUUAGUCAACAUUGCAUUGAAACGUGAUGGUCCUCAUUGGCGCAUGCUUCACUCGUGCCCUGCAUGUGAUUACAAGCAAGAGAAUGAGCCAACAUUGAUCCCUGCGAGGAUGGACAGUAUGGACGGCAAUAGCUCAUUGAAACGGGUUGAUGGCUCCGGACAUGCUGACGACCGUGUCUUCAAAACAUCCUAUUUGAUUUCUCCUGACGAAGUCGACACAUUCAAGGAUGAUGUGCGACUGCGGCCAGGAACACGUGGCACAGCCAUUACUGACACAGCGGGAGGCACCACUCCAACUGGUGUUUCAGAGUCUGCUUGCACCGACAAUUGGAAGACCGCGAACACGAUUUCUGACAACACUGUCAAAACCUUGGCUGAGAUGCGGCGAAGCGGGGAACUUGCCAAAUAUGCUCUCGCGACAACAAAUAAAGUUCUUGAUGUUUAUGGUCUGGAUGGAGUAAUGGGAUACGACAUUGGAUGUUCCUAUCAGAAGACUGUUGAUGCCAGCUCUAUCUCCGCCAAGGCACGCUCCAACCAUCAUCGCUUCAUUGUCAAUUCGUUUCAUGGACACACACACAACCGCCGGUGUCAACUUCAAUUCCAUCCUCUAUAUCAACAUGGACUCGGUCUUGAAGACCUUGAAACUUCAUCGACCUUCAUUUUCAGCAAUGGGAUUCCAAUAGGUACAUUCUUGUAUAACAACUACCAGCAAGCCCUCGCGAUCAUUGAUGACCUAAGCCCUGCGGUCGAGGAAUUAAAGUUAGCACUGAAGAUUUCGGAUGGAGACUUUGAGCGCUGGAAUAUGGAAGAGCUAGAAUUUCUGGAGAGCCUGACGGAGGAAACGGAGGAGGACAUUGACGCUAUGACUUAUGUGGACGCAUUACAAUCACUCACCAGAGCAGAAGCUGCAUAUGGUAGCAUUACGACGGUACAAUUUCUGACUUACACUCCUGCAGAUUUCACCCCUUCCCAUGGUCUCCAAAAAAACCAACAGGUCUUUGCGAGGGCUCGAGAAGCUGAACACCAUGCAGCUCAUCGCAAAUUGGUUCUUGAAAUGAACAUCGUUGACGACAUUGAGCGCCGCAUGGGAAUUACGGCAAGAUGGCAACCACAGGACGCUAAAUAUCAGGAGGGUUUAGCAUAUCUUACCAACCGGCAAUUUAUUUGUUCCGUUGAGCAGUUGCAGGGCCUCGUCAUCCAGAGGCUCUUUGAGUUGGCCAAAGCGAACAUCGCCGGCACAGGUUACAAACACCGUCAACACAUCUCAAACGCUAUCAGUUGCCGGUCAGCAGCCAUCCGAACAGCCCUUGAAAAAUACAAUCAGCUUGCCAUUGUUCAAACGCCACCACGAGAAGUCUUAGAAUUCAGUGAAAUUGCAUCAUAUGCUUGGCUAGGCAAGUUUGACCUGCUCAAGCAUUCGCGUCAUUGUAUACUUGAGAAGCCAUUCAACGUGCUCAUGAAGAAGUUCGACAGUCUCAAUGUUGAAGUCGCGCGACUAUCUGCUUGGGUAGAUCACAAAGAUGCCCACUUCAAAGCAACAAUUGAAUCAUUGGUCGAAUCAGAUCCAACACUCUCGCACGAGAUCUCUUGCAUGUAUGAGGAGCGCAGACGAGUGAAUGAUGUGCAUCGGAGAAGAAUUCAUGCUAUUUCUGAGCUCCCUGGUGUCAUGAAUGUUACCAACUGCAUCUAA
Messenger RNA from Suillus paluster, 2661 nucleotides. RefSeq lists its product as uncharacterized. The coding region runs from base 1 to 2661 and encodes 886 amino acids. Lineage: Eukaryota; Fungi; Basidiomycota; Agaricomycetes; Boletales; Suillaceae. The transcript is spliced from 20 exons. The record is from RefSeq and is a predicted model, not a curated record.